Brienomyrus brachyistius is the source of this 6021-nucleotide messenger RNA. RefSeq names its product transcriptional activator protein Pur-beta. Gene Ontology annotation, molecular function: purine-rich negative regulatory element binding; RNA polymerase II transcription regulatory region sequence-specific DNA binding; DNA-binding transcription factor activity, RNA polymerase II-specific. The transcript has a single exon. Gene Ontology annotation, cellular component: nucleus. Lineage: Eukaryota; Metazoa; Chordata; Actinopteri; Osteoglossiformes; Mormyridae. The record is from RefSeq and is a predicted model, not a curated record. Bases 135 to 1031 code for a protein of 298 amino acids. Gene Ontology annotation, biological process: regulation of transcription by RNA polymerase II.
CGCUAGUUUUGCGGAUGUAAUUGGCAGGAUCGAAGCCAAUGUGAGGGCAAUGGGCGGGACCGCACGACGUCCGCGAAAGGGGUGUAGACGGGGUAGGAUACGCAGGAAGGAGAAGCUGGCUGCUGGUGGUGAAGAUGGCGGAUGGAGACAGCGGGAGCGAGCGCGGUGGAAGCAGUGGAGGCGGGGGUGGCAGCGGCUUCCAGCAUUUCCAGAGGGAACAGGAGACCCAGGAGCUGGCGUCCAAAAGGCUCGACAUCCAGAACAAGCGCUUCUACCUUGACGUGAAGCAGAAUUCGAAGGGCAGGUUCAUCAAGAUAGCGGAGGUCGGAGCCGGGGGCUCCAAGAGCCGCCUGACCCUCUCCAUGUCCGUGGCGGCCGAGUUCCGCGACUAUCUUGGGGACUUCAUUGAACACUACGCCCAGCUUGGGCCGAGCAGCCCGGAGCAGAUCGCGCAGUCCUCAGGGGGCGAGGACGGCGGGCCGCGGCGGGCCCUGAAGAGCGAGUUCUUGGUCCGAGAGAAUCGAAAAUACUACCUCGAUCUGAAGGAGAACCAGCGGGGAAGGUUUCUCCGGAUCCGACAGACGAUCAAUCGCGGGCCCGGCUUCGGGGUAGGGGGCCCCGGAGGCGGCAUGCAGGCCGGCCAGACGAUCGCGCUGCCGGCGCAGGGCUUGAUAGAGUUCCGAGACGCCCUGGCCAAGCUGAUAGAUGAUUAUGGCGGAGAUGACGAGGAGCUGACAGGCGGCGCCGCCGCCGGGGGCUACGGCGAGCUCCCGGAGGGCACAUCGAUCAUGGUGGACUCCAAGCGCUUCUUCUUUGAUGUCGGGUCCAACAAAUACGGCGUGUUCCUGAGAGUCAGUGAGGUGAAGCCGAGCUACAGGAACUCCAUCACGAUUCCCUUCAAAGCGUGGGGCAAGUUCGGCGGCGCCUUUUGCCGGUACGCCGAAGAGAUGAAGGAGAUCCAGGAGAGGCAGAGGGAUAAAAUGUACGAGCGGAGAGAGGAGUCGGAAGGGGAGGACGUGGACGACGACUGACUGCAGCUUACCAGCUCAUUAGAGAAAUAAAAUGUACAAAAAAAGAGAAAAAUCCGCGGAAGUCCACCACGUUAGAGUAAUGUUUCCGAAAUGCAGAAAUGACAUAAUGUGCAUGACAAAUCGAACAUUUAAUAAUACAGACAGGGAUGCAUUGUUUUAAAAACAGAGUUAUAUAAAUGUUUUUUGGACAUAGAUUGGUUAAAGAGACGAGUAUCUAUAACUUAGGACAUGUCCCAUCAUAUCCCAUGGGUUUGUCCUCCAAGCAAAUCGAUCAACUCGCAAAUGACGCAUUUAGUUGUUACUUUUUCUCCGAGAAAAAAUAUUUUAAGUACUUAAAACCUGGAUAUUGAUUCUAAACAAAUAUUUGGUAGUCUAGUUAAGUGAUGCCCUCGAUGAACGGUGUGAAAUAACCAGCAUUCAUUGUAUUACCAUUAUUAGCGAGGUUUGUCCUGAGCAGAACAAGUUUGUAAUGAUCGCAUCUACAAGGACUUUCCGGCUGUCCUUUACUGGAACAGCAGUUAAAUGUUUCUAACAUCUGUCACUAACCAGAGAAUUCAGCGACAAAUACAGUAGGUAAACAUGAGACCAAUUUGGUUGGAGGGGAUAAAUGAAAUAGGCACUAACAGGUUCCAACUUUGUUGCAAUAGCUCUCGACGGCAAAGAUCGGUUGCAUAAACAGAUGUGGAAAUGCUUUAUGGGAUGAAGCGCUUGAUUUACGUUUUGCUUUCGAGUUUAAAGGAGGAUUUCGAUGCGUGAUCACAUACGAGUGACCGGCGUAGAUGAGGUUUCACCGAACGCCUGCAAAAUAGCUGCGAUGUCUGUAUGAAGUACAGACCAUGUGUUUCAGAGUCGUUUUAACGCUGCUGGGACGUAAAAGAAUUACUGAUGGGAGGGAGAAGAGCGAAGCAACACGUGUCCUGCACCCCCCCCCCCCCCGUGCGGACACCCGGAGCAACAUCACGACUCUUCAAGUUUAUAAGAACUUACUACUGGAUGUGUGCUUUCACUUUUUUUUUUUUUUUGGGGAGGGGGGCGUCAUCUAAGGGGAGUAACAGAUCAACAGAUAUAAGGACCUUGAUAUAAGGUAACAUCAGUCAUUCUUUUACUUCGAAGUGUUUUAGCGACUGAUCAGUUUGAAUCAAUGGAAUAAAAUCCCAGUGUGGGACUGCAACGCGCCUUCUGUUGGACAGAUGGAUGAAUGAGUUAAAAAAAAAAAGCAAACGCUGAAAGAUUAUAGUUAAGAACUGAGCAAACCAGCAUAACAUAUUUUUAAAUACUUAAAUGGAAAAUAUAUAAAUCAUAGAAUUAUAAGAGAUUGCAUAACAGGCUUAUUUGAUAAAUUAAGCUUGGAUACAAAGUUUGUCUAUGUGGAUUUUUUUUUUUAUAUAUAUAUAUUCUGUAAGGUCGUCUUUUGUUUCAAAGAUAGUAUGGAGGCCUGUGCUUCGAAAUAAAUCCGAUGUUUUGAUAGAGACAGCAAUUUCUAAUUUUCCCCUUUUCCUUUGAUUUCAUGCUGUCCUAAUGGGCUUCUGCCUGUGUGACCCCCCCUCUUUUAAAGGAAUGUUCCGCUCUGUCGUGUUAGUUUGCUGCAGGAUGGCUGCAGGGCGAACAGCGGCACGCCGGUGGAUGUGUUCAGGGGCUCCUUCAAGUCCUUUGAAUUGUGCAUGCUUAUUCAUGUUUUCAGCUGCCUCGUGUUAAUUUAUUGCUUAUUCUGAUUUACUGUAUGUCAGAUUAUUAAUCACCUGUGGGAAAGAUUUUGGCUUUUGUAAAAAAAAAAGAGAGGAAUUGGAGUGAGGAAAACAUUUGUGGGUCGCAGCUGCUCCUUGAGAUGUAGAAAUCUGUACCCCCUGUCCAAAUUGAGACCUUCCCUGCUUCUAGGGCUGUGUGUAUAAUCCUUCAGUCUUUAAUUUCUUUUUUUUUCUCUCACACUUCUGCAUAAAAGCAUUUCUUUCAGGCCAUUUGGGAGCAAUAGUGUGUGAACACUCUCACAGUUACCAAGCUGAGUACACCUGUGUUUCUCUGCUGUUGUGUAAAUGGCAGCUGUUCCUCCUAAGCGCUACUGUACGUUUCUGCCUGGUUCCUUUAAGCAAUUACAUUUUUAUUUUUGCCGAGAAGAAACCGUCUGAGCUGGUCAGUGGAAAGAAUUUGGAUGUGGAAGAGGAGACCUGAAAGACAAAUAAAAUGGAGAUGCGCGUGAAAUGAACACGUUUCGUUUCGGUUCCACGGAGUUUCAGAAACGCAGCCAAAAUGGCUGCCCGGGGUGUUGGGGGAGGUUCGUUGUCGUCCAAAACUGUGUUUAGCGUUUUUGCUGCAUAAGAAACAGGGCAGUUAAGGUGAGACUGCACGCUUUAGCUCUUAAUCGGGCUCCGGGGCGGUUGGACGGUGCUCUUGUUACUGUCAGUCGGAGGAUUGGGUUGCCUUUGUCGCUGCUGAGGGACGCGGGAUGCAGACUGUCUCGCAGACCUCGCCGGUGAUGGCAGUAGUUGAUUAUGCGACGCAUGUGGGUGAUGUGGCUCCUGUACUUUCACACACAGUUAUGCUAACUCCUAAGUCCUUCACCGACUGAUGGAAACUUCCGUAACCUCUACUCAGCUUCGCGGGUCUUAAAUGCAGUUUUUUCUUAACAAGGUUAUGGAGGCAAGUAAGUGACCUUGUCAGGGUGUAUGGAUGGGCUGUAAGAGGGAACUGGUACAAACGGGUAUCACUCGUCAUAAAAGGUUUGAUGGGCGAAAGUAACUUAUCAUGAUUGUGAUUUGGUGUACAGGGGCUUUCUUCUCUAUUCAUGGAAACAUGGUGGACAUCUGAAAUAGGAAGGUACUUUAAAAUCAUUGUUUUGUCAGUUUUCUCUGUGGCUGUUGGUCAUCAGCUGUUCUUCAGCAUGCUGUUCUCUUACACCUUGGUAAAAUCAUGUCUCACAGACAGAGGGACGCUUGUAAGGGUGACUCAGCAUGAACAGCUGUGGGCUGCACACUAGGUCACAGCCCACCUCCCUCCGUCAGCUGUCGUGGUGCCCCAGAAUGGUUUUUUUUUUCUUUUUUUAGGGGAGGGGUGUAUUGGUGUGUAAUUGGCCCAUGAGGGUGGGAGAGAAUAAGAGGUGAUGAUGUUAGUGAAGGUGGAUCUAAGUCACGUGUAAGACUCAUUGCUGGCUGGGAUGUGUUGGUGGGAGGGCGGUGGGAGGCCGGUGAUGACAGCUGGCUGGGGAGGGCCAGUCACACAGCUGCGCUGCUGUUGCUGCGCUGCUGUUGCUGCGGAUGGACAGGAAGGGCCAGGCUGGGCUGGACCGUCAAGCUCCUGGGGAGCUGCGUUCCGGUCGGACGCUCGGAACUGGUGUCACGCGACUGUAAGGCUGAGUCAAUGGCAGCUUUUCUUUUCUCAGAAUUGGCAGCAUAGUGUCAAAUUGGAUUCGGAGAAUUAGUCCCAUUCGCGUCCUGUUUGCAGGACGGGAGGUCAGACAGACUGUCAGGUUAUUUCGCCCCUCCCUCACUGCCGAAAUUGUGUCCGAUUACUUGGCUCUGUGCUGAGUCUACCCAUGCGAUCUGUCUCGCUAUGAAAUCCGGGCCCCUGUUACUCCUGCGUCGCCUUGGGGGCUCCCCAGUACGACUGACCCACUGCUGCCAGUCUGCUUGAAAAUGCCACAAACUGAGAACUGAUGGGGAAAGAAAAAUGCAUAACAGUAACAGGAAGUCAAAACUAUUUGAAAAUGACGUUUCCCUGGCAAGGACAGGAUGUUUGUCCAUGAGAGAGUGUCCAUCUUUGUGGUUGAGAGGGAUGUAACCAGAUUCCUUCUCAGUUUUCACAUCUAGUGUAGGAAUUAAUCAAGUCCUGCAUCUGUCGCAACGUAGAGGAAUUUUUUUCAGUGUCUAGAACUUUGAGGGAAAGUCUGUUAGCUAUAAAUCCGUGGGUUUUUGCUGGACUUGUGGGUCCUUAAUUCACAGCCCGCUUUUCUCUAACCUGGAUUUUGUGCUACAUGGAGAAACAAACCUAAAGAAUUUUUUGCUGAUAAUCUUGCAAUCAUUUGAGUGUCUUUUGGUCCAUUGCAGAAGAAUUCUUUCUGAAACUCAGGCAGGAUUAUGUCCUUGAUGGGGGGAAAUGCAUGGAGAGGGGUGAAUUUAGAUUGAAUUUGUUUUUAAGUGUUUUAAUCCAACGGGCACAUUUUACCUGUAGGGUGAUACACGUCUGCGAUCCUGCAGACGAUAUGCGAGUGUUUUUUACCUGACAGCUUAGACGCUGCGAUAAUCGUCAGCAGUCAGUGGGCUCCAUACAGAUCACUAUAUUUUUAAGCAUAAAGUGUAAUGGUGCUAACCGUUAGCAUAUUGCUUACAUCUGCGUGAUAUACUUUUAAAAAUACAUUUUAAUCUUCAGGCACAGUUUUAAUAAAAAUGGGAGAGGAUUUCUCUCUGAAAUAGCGUCGGUCAUUUGUCGUCAACAAGAUGGCCGCACGCAAGGAACUGCUGCCUUUCUGGUCCACAUGCGCUCACUGCAGAUGACAUUCCCAAACGGCAGCUCCAAUACCACAAGACCUCCGAGUGGGGCAGGAGAGCUCAGGCCUGCACGGCCCACAGGGUGGGGCCGAGUUGGGAUGGGAUUUGGGUUCCCCCUGUGGACCCUCUGACACAACCUACCAUGCUGCACAGCUGCAUUCUGACAAAAUGAGCUACCUCCUACAGUGAGCUUCCCCUGAAUUCAACCCACACUAAACAAUCAAACGUCCCAAAUUCCAGCCCCCUACAAUGAACAGGAACAUCUCUGAAGGAAUAAUGUAAUUUCUUAGGUCACUAUCGGUUUUUAAUCGCUGGUUCUGAUGAUGCGAUAAGCUACCUUGGUCAUUGCUCAUCCCGAACAGGUAGCUCAGCGUGUCAGACAGCCAGCUAUCUACCCCUUCUUAUGCUUUUAUUUUACUGUUUUUUUUCCAAAUAGAGUUUUACAAGUCUAUAUUUAGAAAAUGUAAUGUAUGUUUGUAUCAAAUAAAGAAACCUAUGAUUAAUGAAAAUGA